Messenger RNA from Diplodia corticola, 1398 nucleotides. RefSeq lists its product as uncharacterized. Lineage: Eukaryota; Fungi; Ascomycota; Dothideomycetes; Botryosphaeriales; Botryosphaeriaceae. The coding region runs from base 1 to 1398 and encodes 465 amino acids. The record is from RefSeq and is a predicted model, not a curated record. The transcript has a single exon.
AUGCCCACCUCUGCCGGCGACAUGCGUCCUCCCGCCCAUCCUGCUGACGGCGCAGCGACGCGGCCCGCGAAACGCGUCAAGCUCUUCGCCGGCGCCCCGGACCCUGCAGCCCUCGAAUGGGACGAGAGCGCGCUGGUCAACGAUUGGACGCCGCCCGUGCGCCGUUUCUUGAAUAGGCAAUUCGCGGGCGGCGGAGACGACGAGACUGCAGCCUCAAAGUGGCGCGCCGUCCCAACCUCGCGCCACGCUCACCUGCCCACCGGCUUCACGCAGGAGAGUCCAUUGAGGAGAGACUUCCUGCCCGCACCCAACGCCGAGCGCUCGUUUUCUUUCAGCAGCCAGCCGUCCGACGAUCAGGGAGCGCCAUCGUCCCACAAAGAUGCCGCCGUCACAGGGCGGAACCCUGCAGUCCACUCGUCCCCUCCACCACCACAAGACGACGACGACGACGACGACGACGACGACUUCAUCGAGCACUCCAUCGCCGUCCACGACGACACGCGCUCUUCGCAGCUCGCCCACGACGACGACCCUUCGACCGAUCCGCUAAUUGACAUCGACUCCUCAUUCAACACCACCACCACCUCCUCCUCCUCCUCCCUCCUCGGCGGCGUCGACGCCCCCCCGCUCCCAGACGCCCGCCUCCCCACCGGCCCGCGCGGCAUCGCCGCCCUGCGCGACCUCCCCUCGGCCGCGCACCUGCAGCGCAUCGUGCCGCAGACGGUCGUCGUGACGCUGCUCGUCGGCGUCGUCGCCGUGCUGCCGCCGCGCGCGGUGCGCACGCGCCGCGGCCGGUGGCGCGACCUGGUCGAGCUGCUGGUCGGCGACGAGACGGCGACGGGGCUGAAGAUUUCGUGCUGGUUCGCGCACGAUGACGGCGACGACGAGGACGAUGAGGACGGGAACGAGGACGGGGACGGGGAUGGGGGCGAGGAAAGUCGGGAGAUCGGGACGGGGGCGAGGAGGAGGAGGAGUGGGAGAAUUGCGGGGAGAGCAGGCGCGAAGGCGGUUGGGUUGCCGAAGGAGAAGAAGAAGAAGAAGAAGAAGAAAGAGAAGGAGAGGGAUCCGUUGCGGGAGGCGUUGGGGAGCUUGAGGGUGCAGGACGUGGUGCUGGUCGAGAAUGUGGCGCUGGAUACCUUCAGGGACCGCGUCUUUGGCUACAGCCUGAGGAAAAGCAUUCAAAAGAACCAGACGAGGAUUGAGCUGCUGGCGAGGGGCGGGGUGGACAGGGCUGCGGGGUUGGCGGGCGUGGAGAAGGUGGAGAGAGUGAAGGAUUGGGUGUGGAGGCUAGUGAACCCAGGGAGCGCUGGCCCACAUGAUGGGAGAGGGGGAGCAGACGCUGGUGCGGGUGCUAGGAGGGCGCAGGACGCGUAUUUACCGCCAGAUACCCAGGAGUAA